CGUGUGUUGGCGAAGAAGGAAGACUCGGAAGGGAGGAACAAGGAAGCGUGCAACAGGAAGCUGUAUCAACAAUGGCUGAAAAUGUUUUCAUGUCGUACGUUUCCGCUUCGAUGGAAGGCAACACGAUGAUUUCACAUGCCGGCUGUUCCGGCAUCUUGAUCGCAAGGGAUUGCGUCCUUGCACACGGUUCCAUACUAGAUCCCGUUUUAUCCCGAUCUGCAGAUUCCCUUCGCUUCUUUACAGCCUUAAACUCUGGAGACUUGGUUCGAACGCCAGACGGGCUGAUCGAUGAUUUAACGUUUCAAAUACGUCGUAGCCAUUCUUCGUUCAAGGAUGAAUCGGCAAAGUUGGUUGCUGUUUGGAGAUGUCCUCUUCUGAAGGAGACGCUAGACGUCUCUUUGGCAAGUUUCACCUUCAACAACCAACGUGGCUUCAACCGUCUUUUGUUAUCUGUCUUCUUGGUAAUUAAAUUCAGCAACUCGCUGGAAACUAGCACCGAGCAGACGAAAGCUCGUGAAAAGAACACAUUCGCGCAAGAUGACCGCUCGUCGGAACGGAGGAAAAUUGAACAAAUUUUGUCUCAACUUGCGAACCAAGCUGCUACCGGCCAACUUACGAAAGGAGCUAUCGUCGAAUUAAUCUCGACACCGUUCGGAAAUCCUUUUUUCAGAGACUCGACCAGCCACGGUAUUGUAGGCAACUUGCUCGGAGUCGACGAUUGUCUCAUUCUAGUCGACGUGACUAGUUUCCCUGGAUGCGAAGGCAGCCCUAUAUUCUCAACGAACGAUCGUGGCGAAAGAAGUAUUUGCGGCAUGGUGAUUGCGUCGUUGAUCCAGUGUCGCGGAGAAUGGAUGAACUGCACUUUCGCCGCCAACCUGUUACCAUCGUUGAAACUAAUUCUUCGAGAUCGAGUCUCGAAAGGCGAUUUUCAAUAUUCAUCCUACGCAAUGCCUUUGCCUUGUCGAAUCCCGACUCGAAAGAACAUCCUUGAAAAAUCUGUCGCGAUCGUAAAAUGUGGACCAAACUGGGGCACCGGUACUCUACUGGAUGAACAAAGCGGAACGUUCGUAACGUGCGCACACGUUGUUACAAUGGCGCCGGAAACAACGAUUAAACUUGCAACGUCACACGCCGAUAGAUACGAAUGGUUCGCAGAAGCAAGUUUAAUUUACAAAACGUCAAACGAACAACCUUACGAUGUCGCUGUAUUGAAGAUCGAUCGAAAAUUCAAGGAACAUUCGAUGAAGGCUAUCAAACUUGCCGAUAGAGAUGCGCAGACAGGUGAACAAAUACUUUCUAUAGGAUUUCCAAUCUCUUUGAAAGGACGACCCACCGUUAGUAGCGGAGUGGUAUCAAAGUCGUCGAAACAUAUGCUUCAAACCAAUUGUUGCGUGUACAGUGGCGUCAGCGGCGGGCCCAUUGUUCGACGCGCCAAUUUUGAAAUGUUAGGCAUAGUGGUUUGCAACGUCGCUUUAUCGAACGAUUCUCUUUCAUAUCCACGAUUGUGCAUGGCAAUACCAACUGUUGUUCUAAAAAACCCGCUGGACGAUUAUCUACGAACUGCCGGUACUUUACACAUACGAAUACACGAAUAUUUCCUUCGAUGGCCUUUUUCAAUCGUAAAUCGUGAGAAAAACUAUUGCACAAUUUUCAGAUCCUAAAGCGUUGGAAGGACUGACGCAACACGAUGAAAGCGUUGCAACCACGUGGAAUUUUUGUCCUUUUCUUCUAUCGAACAUG
Messenger RNA from Heterotrigona itama, 1740 nucleotides. The record is from the annotation of a GenBank genome assembly. Lineage: Eukaryota; Metazoa; Arthropoda; Insecta; Hymenoptera; Apidae.